Molecule: messenger RNA, 2138 nt
Organism: Tigriopus californicus
Lineage: Eukaryota; Metazoa; Arthropoda; Copepoda; Harpacticoida; Harpacticidae
Gene: Cortactin
Product: src substrate cortactin-like
Biological process (GO): regulation of actin filament polymerization
Cellular component (GO): plasma membrane; site of polarized growth; actin filament
Molecular function (GO): actin filament binding
Source: RefSeq, a predicted model, not a curated record
UAUGGCUGCAUUCCGGGCCGAAGUCAUGCAAGAGGACGCAGAAAUGCGCCAAAAGAAGCUCUCCACGGCUGGCUACCAGGCUUCACAUGGCUAUGGUGGCAAAUUUGGGGUGGAAACCGAUCGGAUGGACAAAUCUGCCAUGGGUCACGACUAUCAAGAAAAGUUGGAACAACACGCCUCACAAAAGGAUUAUGCCAAGGGCUUCGGUGGCAAAUAUGGCGUUCAAAAAGACCGAAUCGAUCAGUCUGCGGUCGGUUGGGAUCAUGUGGAGAACGUGGAGAAGCAUCAGUCUCAAAAAGACUACAAAACUGGAUUCGGUGGCGAGUUUGGGGUUCAGAGUGACCGUGUGGAUAAGUCCGCUUUGGGAUGGGAGCAUGUGGAAAAAGUGUCGAAGCACGAGUCGCAAAAAGAUUACAAAUCUGGCUUUGGCGGAGAUCAUGGCGUCCAAAAUGACCGAAUGGAUCCGAGUGCUUUAGGGUGGGAUUUCUAUGAAACCCCUGAACGUCACGCUUCACAGUUAGAUUACAAGACUGGUUUUGGAGGCCAGUAUGGCGUGCAAACGGAUCGAGUGGAUAAGUCCGCUUUAGGGUGGGAGCACAUUGAGGCCAGCAGUCAGCAUGAGUCUCAAAAAGAUUACAAGACCGGCUUCGGUGGACAAUUUGGGGUGCAAAAAGAUCGCGUGGAUAAGUCCGCCUUAGGUUGGGAACAUCGAGACGAAUUGAACAAACAUGAGAGUCAAAAUGACUACAAGAAAGGAUUCGGCGGUAAAUUUGGCAUUCAAAAAGAUCGUCUGGACAAGAAUGCCCAUUCUUAUGAAGAACAAACUGAAGUGAUUGGUGCCAAAUACGAGAAAACACGACCGAAUGUUCCUGCCAAAAAUGCGGCUAAUUUGCGUGCACGUUUUGAGAACAUGGCCCAAGCAAAUGCAGAUGAUGCCAGAAAGCGGGCCGAGGAUGAGAAGAAACGCCGCGAGCAAAGAGAACAAAAGGAACGCGAAGAAGCCAAACGAAAAGAGGAAAAAAGGCAAAAGGAGGAACACGAGAGAGAGGAAAUCCGCAAAAAGGAAGAGGAGGAACGCAAUGAACAGCACCGAAAACAAGAGGAAGACAUGAGAAAGGCCGAAGAGGAUCGAGAACGGGCCAGAAAAGCCGAAGAGGAAAAAAUAAGAAGACAACGCGAAGAGGAGGAAGAAAAAAUCAGGAAAUUAGAGGCCGAAAACAAAGAGCGCGAGGCUGAAGAAGCCCGUGAAAGGCAACGGAAAGACGAGGAAAAGAGGCAAAAAGAGUUGGAAGAGCGACGACGCCAAGAGGAGCUUGAGGCUAGAAUGGCCAGAGAAAAAAUGGAACGAGAAAGAAAAGAGGAGGAAAGAAGGAUCCGCGAGGAAGAAAACCGGAGGUUGAAAGAGGAAGAGGAACGGCGAGCACGGGAAGAGGAAGAAGAGCGGUUGAGGAGGAAGAAAGCGGAGGAAGAGCAAAGAAUACGGGAAGCCAAUGAAGAAGAAGAACGCCGCCAACAACAAAUCCAGCAGCAGAAGCAACAGGAAGCCCAAGAACCCACCAUUAUUUCUCCACCAGCCUUUAGCGAUAAUCAGGACGACGUUGGUUUGACUGCCAUAGCUUUGUAUGACUACCAAGCUGCCGCUGAAGAUGAGAUAUCCUUUGAUCCCAAUGAUAUCAUUACCAACAUUGAACAGGUUGAUGAUGGAUGGUGGUUGGGUGAAUGUCACGGCAAGUUCGGCCUCUUUCCCGCCAAUUACGUGGAUCUCAGAGACUAACCUUAUCUUUGCAACCCAAAGAACAAGUUCUUCCGAUCCAAAUCAUCACACGGUUAAGAAAAAAAACCUUUUCGACCACGGAAAUAUUCAUGCCAUGUCAUAUGUGAUAAAUAUUAUUCGCUUACUUGUGCGUCUCACAUCGUACUUCGUUCUGUACUUGUUCUUGUACCUAAUGUGUCAUGAAAUGAUGGUCAAUCAAUUGUAUUUAUAAGUGCUGCUCGUGCAUCCAUCUAGUAUUGUCCCACCUUGUUGAAUCUCAAUUGGAAGCUUCUGUUCUUUGCUUUGAUUUCAGUAUUUGUUUACAUCAUAAUUUGACAUCUUGAAUAAACCCGAACUGGUGCUAAUUCCAUCAAAUUAGUGAUCA